Molecule: messenger RNA, 569 nt
Organism: Beta vulgaris subsp. vulgaris (sugar beet)
Lineage: Eukaryota; Viridiplantae; Streptophyta; Magnoliopsida; Caryophyllales; Amaranthaceae
Exons: 1
Coding region: 5-511 (168 amino acids)
Source: RefSeq, a predicted model, not a curated record
CGACAUGGGUUAUUACCUAACAGAUGGUAUAUAUCCUCAAUGGGCCGCGUUUAUUCCCACAAUAUCUCUUCCAUUGAAUGAGAAGGAAAGCCUUUUUGCCCAAAAGCAAGAGAGCAAACGAAAGGAUGUGGAGCGUGCAUUUGGAGUAUUACAAGCUCGUUUUGCAAUAAUUCGUCAACCAGCAUUAGCUCGUGAUAAAUAUAUGCUAGGAAAAAUAAUGUUUGCUUGCAUUAUAAUACAUAACAUGAUAACUGAAGAUGAACGAGAUUCGUACUCCCUUCGUUUUGAUCCACAUGAUUAUGACCAAGAUUUUCGCCCAUCCUCAAGCCGACGACAAAACGCCGAUGAACCUUUUAUAUAUCAUAAUAGUGAUAAUCGCAUCGGAAAUUUGCAGACAUUCAUGAACAAUAGGGAUCGCGUCCGUGAUCAAGCUAUGCAUAGACGACUCAAAUUGGAUCUCGUAGAAAAUAUUUGGCUUAAAUUCGGGCUAAACAACGAGCAAACUAGUUAAGGUGUUGUGUUAUUUAUAUUUUUUAAAUAUGGUGUAUCAAUCUUUAUUUAAGAAAAGU